UCGUGUUGUUGUUUGGGAAACCAUCGCAACGACGCGUUUGCGUUCAUUGUUAACGGUAAACCAAUGAAGAACAAUUGAUUUUAGUAGUAAUUUGCAUACGAAACGGGAAACGAAGGAAAAUAAUAUUACUAUUCAGAUGAAUCCUGGAAGAACGUUAUCAAACCUGUAUUUGCAAUAUGAAUUUUGUUUCAAGAUUUGAGGAUGCCAGCAGGGGAGAGUGAAGCCAGAGCAAAGACUAAGGCCAGAUUUGAUGAGGUUUUAAAGAGGUACACUGAUCCCCCUUCAGAGAAGAAAAAAUCCAGAAAGAAGAAUGCCCAGCAACAGGAAAGUAUUGUGCUUGAAACUCUGAAAAAACAGCUUGACCUCAACAAAGAUUCGGAGGAUGACGGGACCAUCCUCAAGAACACGUACCGGCCCGACCAGGGCAGCCCGCGCUACAUCAAGAACAAGCUCAGGGAGAAGGAGCUGUCCGAGAAGGUGAAUAACAGCAAUGGCGUCCAGGAUGCGGAGCUUUCGAAGGGCAAGAAGAAGAGUAAGAGGGAUCUACCCAAGCCAGCGUCUGAGGAUGACAACAUCCGGUACUUCGCCCCGACCGACAAGGAUGGCUCUGGGCCAGUUUCAGAAGCGAACGAGACACUGGGAACGAAGGUAGUGAGACGAAAGAAGGGGAAAGAGAAGAACGGGACAGAAGGCGCUGACGGGCUGCUGACAGAUGGGGCGAAGGCUGAAGAUGAACUCCUGCAGGAGUACCAGCAGCAGAUUGUUCGCCAGGAGGCACGUGCCACCAAGAAGAGCUCAAGCAAGAUGGCUCCUGGGAAGGAGAGUGGAACCACCAUGGUGGUGGCCUUGAACAAUGAUGUUGGGAAGAAGAAAAAGAAGAAGUUGAAGUCACAUGACACUGAAGUUGAACCAGGCCCAUCUGAGGAGCCCAGGAGCAAACAGAGGACGGUCUCCUCGGAUGCAGGAGGAGAGGGACGAGGCGAGCAGGAAGUGCAGCCCGAUGAGCAAAAUGAGAGGGAGGAAACUCUCAGCAGUAAAAAAAGGAAAAAGAAAAAAAUUAAGGAGGUGAAAGAGGACCACGAGGCCGAGGCGCCGAGUGCUGCACAGCCGGCUUUGGACGACAGCCUCGUGCUCGGAGUGCACAUCCACAGGACGGACCAGCUGAAAACAGACAUCCUCCUCUCUCACCCCAUGGUCAAAGUCCACGUUAUCGACGAGGUCACUGGGCAGUACGUGAAGAAAGAAGACAGUCAUCGGCCGGUGUCCUCCUUCUACGAGCAGGACGGAGUGGAGCACGUUCUCCCCAUCAUGACCCAACCCUUCGAUUUCAAAAAGAACAAAUCCACCAUUCCCGUGUGGGACGAGCAGAUCGUUUUCAACGAGCGCUUCGGGUAUUUCCUCCAGGAUGAAGACGAAAGCCCACGAGUUACGCUCUUCUUUGAGGUCCUGGACUUUAUGAGCAUGGACGAAGCCAAGGCCAACACGGAAGCAGACAGACAUGAACGGGGCUUUCGGAAAAUCGCCUGGGCAUUCCUGAAGCUUGUGGGAGCCAACGGGGUCCUAAAUGUAGGCAGUAAGCUACGACUGCAGCUGUACUGCCCCCCGCCACGAGCCAAGAGACAGCCUCACACUGUGGAGGUGGUGGAGUGGUGGAGAAGGUACCCCAGGAGAAGAUACGCGUCGACACUCUACGUAGCUGUGAAGGGCCUCAAGCUUCCGGAACACGUUGACCCUUCCAUUCGCUCGAUGAUGGCGCUGCAGCAGGAGAGGGGCAGCACCUCGUACAGCGAGCUGCAGGAUGAAGUGGCCAAGAAGACGAGCCGCCGGGCGCUGGAGGACAAAGGCGACAUUUUCAGGUGGAGCAGAGUGCCUGGGCAGGUCUGCCGCAUUCCUAACAAACCCAUGCUGUCCUUCCGGGGCGGUCAGAUGGGCUGCCUCACGCUGCGCUUCUCACACGCUGGACGAAGGCUGGCGGCUGGCUGCGCAGACAGGGACGCCUUCCCUGUUGUGGUGUACGAGAUUCCAUCGGGAAAAGUCCUGGCCGCUUUCAACGGCCACCUCAGCAUCGUCUACGACCUCUGCUGGUCCAGAGAUGACCUCAGCUUGUUGUCUGCGUCAUCAGAUGGGACCGUGAGAAUCUGGGAUGUUGAGAGGAUGCAAAGCAUCGCCAAGAAGGUUCUUCCCCACCCGUCUUUUGUUUACGCCACCCAGUAUCACCCGGUUACCCAAGAGCUGGUCGUAACCGGGGGCUACGACUGCCUCAUCCGCGUGUGGAACGUGAACGUUCGUGACGUCAACGGUCAGCUUCUGCACGAGUUUGAGGGACAUAAGACAUUCAUUAACGCCUUGUGUUUCGACUCCGAAGGGAUGCGGAUGUAUUCUGGGGACAAUGGGGGGUCUAUCGUUGUGUGGAACUCGCCGGCUGAGAGUGGUGCAAGCCAGCGGACGACUCAGCUGUGGAACGUUGAACGGGAAAUUGGAGAAAGUGACUUGAAGGGCAUAUCCAUCAGCGGACUGGAGGUCCAUCCCAAUGGGCGCCGUCUUCUUAUUCAUGCCAAGGACAGCAUCGUGAGGGUCAUGGAUUUGAGAAUAUUGGUGGUGAAGAAGUACGUUGGGAUCACAAACUACAGAGAGCGGAUCCGCAGCACCUUCUCGCCCUGCGGGAGCUUCAUCUUUUCGGGAAGCGAAGACGGCAUGGCCUACGUGUGGAACGCAGAUACGGGUGACCGUGUGGCCGUGUACACGGAGCUGUGCUACCCCAGGCCCCUGCGAGAUGUAGCUUUUCAUCCCCAUGAAAACAUGGUUGCCUUCUGUGCCUUUGGAGAUAAUCAGCCGGUGCUCGUCUACAUCUACGACCGCAAAGUUGCUCAGAUGGAAGUGGAGAGCAUGAAGGGGCUAAAGCAGCGCAGCCCCGCAGAGACCGGUGCUCUCAGGAACACGUCCGACACGGCGGCCUUCCCCGAGUCCUCGACCUCCUCCACCGUGGACCGAUUCGCCAGGGCUGCCCGUCUGUCUCUGAAGAUGCAACACGUCAAACAGAAGCUCGACUCUGUUUUAAAUCGAAAUCCUUCAGCUGUGGACCACCUGUAUGAGCAUGGAGGGAUUUCUUCAACAGGAUGGGAGAGACCUCAGGAAGCCAGUUUUCUCUUCAACACAAUGAGUUCGGACCCGUUUCUCCCUGCGCCAUCCGUGCUGUCCCCUCACUCGAAAGUACGACUCCCCGGAGCUCCGCUCAUCCCCCCUCAACCCUCUCUGGGCUCCAGCAGCCGCUUCAGUCCGGUCGGUCAGCGUUUCAGCCAUGCACCUUCCCUCCAGCUCCAGACGGGCUUGGAUGAUCGUCUUUCCUCUUCCCUUCGAGCCGAGGCUGAUUCUUUCGUACCAGUGCAGCAGACGGUUAUAUCUCUCUACGACUACAGCGCUAACCGAUCUGAUGAGCUGAGUGUGUGUCGUGGCGAUGUUAUCCAAGUGCUGUACAAAGACAAUGACAACUGGUGGUUCGGACGCCUUGGCAGGGGACAGCAAGGCUACUUCCCAGCUAACUACGUUGUCGAUCAAAGGGAUUUUGAGGAGGAACUGUCGCAUGCGAUGGAAACAAACCCCUCCUUGUUGGAGCAGCUUAACCAGUCAGCUGAGAGAUCUACACCCACAAAGACGUCGGCCGUCGUGAGCGCGUCCGGGGAGCUCAGGUUCAUCUCGGAGCACGACAGCGACUCCGACAUCCCUUCCGGCCUGGAUCGGAAGAAAAAGAGAAAGGCAAAGAGACCCCCCGGAGGGUCUGCGCAAUCUGCUCCGUCAGACCCCGAAGUCCCGAGCACAUCUGGAACAAAGAGGACGGCUUGCAGACCGCUCCCAAAACGAGGAGAGUCGAGCAAUCCUCGUGAAGAUGAUAAAUAGACCCCCAGCAGGGAAGAGCAACCAAAGAGGAUUGUCGUUUCUCUGGGCAAUGAGAGAUUCUACUGCUGUUCUGCACUUUAUUUUAUACUUAGUAAUUGUACAGCCAGAUGUUUUGGCCCUUAACUCAUAGAGGAUUUAAUAACCAUCCUUUUGCAAUAGUUAAGGCGAACCCAAAAUUGUCAAAUGUCAACUUGGAGGAAAAUAUCUUAAUGUUUGCUAUUACUGCAGCGUUCAUAUUGUACAGAGAGCAUCGUGUAUGAACGUUAUAAAGUUCAUUGUUGAAAAUAUUUCUAAUGUAGUUAACAGUAAAAUUUUUGUCCUAUUUUGUAUUUUUUUCUUUUAAUUCUUUGUUGGACCAGUUUUAUAAAAAUACAUGUCAAUAAAC
This is a messenger RNA of Scleropages formosus (Asian bonytongue), 4279 nucleotides long. It is a transcript of the gene ahi1, whose product is annotated as Abelson helper integration site 1. The coding region runs from base 202 to 3894 and encodes 1230 amino acids. Gene Ontology annotation, biological process: motile cilium assembly. Gene Ontology annotation, cellular component: ciliary basal body. Gene Ontology annotation, molecular function: protein binding. The transcript is spliced from 27 exons. NCBI's taxonomy places the organism in Eukaryota, Metazoa, Chordata, Actinopteri, Osteoglossiformes, Osteoglossidae. The record is from RefSeq and is a predicted model, not a curated record.